GACAGAGAAAGAGAAUCCGCAUCAUUGUGAAUUUAAAUUUGGAAGCAGACGUGUGCCACAAGUGAUCACAGGCACACUAUCGUUAUAAACAACGUUUCACAUUGGCUUCGUGCAGGCGCACUUCACGUUCAACUGAUCUCUGGGCUAUUUUCAUAUUCUGGGUAACGUCUCGGCCAAGUCUACCCUGACAUUGGGAAUAACAAUUCGAGGGAGAGAGACUUGUUUCACGCAUUUCGGUGGUUAAAUCACUGCCUCGACAUGGGCAUCUUGAUAUCCAGAUUUCGGAAAAAGAAAACGACGAUUGAAAUUCUGGAGGACCUGGACUCGAAAAUCAAGGAGAUUCAGCAGUAUGGACAGACGACUGAGCAGAGACACAAGAAAAUCGUGGGGACUCUGAUAAUUUACAGUGUUAUACUUUAUGUUGUGACAGCUGUUCUCUUCUACUUUUACUUCUUCCCUGCAGCAUUGUACGAUCAACUGUUCUACAUCAUUCCACUACUCAUUUUCCCACUGCUCAUUGUCUUCACCAAGAAACUGGUAACAUGGUACUACAAACGAAAGAUAUCGAGAAAUCAAGAAAAACUGUCAACAAUGCAGGAGCAGAAGAAGAAAAUUCUGGAAGACGUGACAGAGACAGAAACGUACAAAAAAGCGAAGGAGAUCCUCCUGAAAUUUGCUCCUGAUCAGCUGAGAAUGACACCACUCACACCUCAGCUUGCUUCGAAGGUAAUCACGAGUCCCGUGUCGACACCGAGACGCCCUAGCACCCCUCAGGCAGUAGUUCCACCCCUGCCAGGUGGUGGUGAGCUCAGAAGACGUGCCCUAACGUUGUCAAGUCCUCAAGAUAAUUCCUCAGUAGGUAGGGGCUUUUCUGGUACUGUUCCAGUUGGAGUGGCGCCUUCCGGUACCCCGCCUGUCUCCUCUCUACCGAGUAGACCACAAAACCCGGCGAUAAUGGGCCCUCGUUCCCCCCUGCCACGUCCUAUUCUCCCUCAGCAGAGAAGCUACUUGGAUCGUCUGGUGGAGUAUCUAGUCGGCGAUGGGCCCUCCAAUCGUUAUGCUUUGAUCUGUCAUCAGUGCGACUCGCACAAUGGCAUGGCACUCAAGGAGGAAUUCGAGUAUUUUGGAUUCAGGUGCUGCUACUGCAACUACUGGAACCCAGCUCGAAAGCAGAAGCCCUCAGCCCCAAAACUGGAGACUGAAGCUGCAUCACCAUUCUCGUCUCCCCUGAGCAGCCAGAAACCGAGCGACAUCGAGGCCUCCUCGUCCUCAGGAACAGAUUCAGACAUUGAGGUGGUGGAGAAGCCCGAGACCCCCGAGAUUCCGGACGACAAAGUGGCGGAUGCAUUCUCUCAACAAAGUGAUGAAUCUAAAGUAGAAGAGGUGACUGCUGAGGCAGAGGAGGAGAAGGAGGAAAAAUCAGUCGAGGAGGUGCAGAGUGAGCAGAUGGAGGUGGACGACUCGACGAAGGAAUAAUUCAAAACGACUGGAGAGGAGUAACCCUCGAGGAAACGAGGAACAAUCAGGAAUUACCACAAGUGGCUUUGCGUAAUUAUUAAGUCAAUCAACUCGUCAUUUGUGAAGUGGAAAGUGUGGAAUCGUCACGUGAUUUCAGGGGAGAAUAUCGACAGAUAUUCUCAACGAGAAAUCGAAAUUACCGGAAAUAUUGGAUUGGGUGGAUUGAAUUAUUUUAUUUAACUUAUUCACCGCGUCACGAGAAAAUCCAUUCCACUUCGUGUUCACUCGACUAACGCCACGGAAAUGAGAUAAUUAAACGAGUGGCAUUUCUGAUAAUCUCUCGUCACAAUAAUCACACGUUCAUCGCAGUAAUUGUACACAAAUGCUAAUCAUUAAGACUCAAAGUUACUGUUUAAUGUUAUUUGGAUUGUUUUGAGGGUUUAAUUUUAUGAGCUGUGAUCAAUCUUUGUAGAAUCCUUGGAAUUUUAGAGCUCCAGGGGAUGCUGAUGAUUUUAUCGCAUUUUUUAUGCUCAAAAAAUGAGGAAAAAUCGAGUUUUAAUGUUUUUCGUUGACGACAUGUGGCUGUACAGGCGUAAAAUAUUCAAAAUAGUUCCCUCGUCAGGAUUUUUAAUGCAUUCAUUUUUUUUUAAACUCCAAUUCUUCGAUUUUUCAAUUUUUUCAUCAAUAAACUAAAACUUGUUUUUAAUUUUUUUGAUCAUUCAUUUUACAAACUGCCUUACAACUGAUAAAAAACAAUAUAAAAAAUCAAAAAAUUGGAAUUUAGAAAGAAAACACGUUUUUUUCGUCAAUAUAUUAUGUUUGGAAACCAAAAUUGAAGUCAGUCCAUUAAAAAUCCUGGUAAGGGGCCCAUUUUAAUGAUUUUAUGCCUGCACAUCCACAUGUCAUUAUUGGAAAAAAUUGAACUUGAUUUUUUCUCAUUUUUUGAGUAUAAAAAAUAAGAAGACAACCCCCUGCAACAAAUGUGAUUUCAAGGGUUCACCGUUUUGUUUAGUUUGACAACAGAAUUACUAUUGAGACUGUUUCCAUCUUGUCAAUAUUAAUGGUGCGCUCAUAACGAUCAAUUGUUCGUGAUUGACCUCUACCCCUUACUCAAACCCCUCAAUCUCAACGAUAGUCGUUAAACUCAUCUCCAUGCACUGUACAUAAAUUAUUGAACAUCGAUUUUGCAGUUUUUCAAAUGAUGGAGUUUAUGAAUUAUUUAUAAUGUAGAAAUGUUGACGUUGGAAUAUUUAAUGUGUCACGUGAGGAUUGUCGAAGUCAAUGAAUUUCAUGUACAAAGAGUUAAUGAGGUACGGGGGAAUUGGGGAGUCACGUAGUCAUUCGUCCCCGCUAUUUUCGGGGGCAGAUCCUCGAUUGUUUGAUUUUUGGCUGAUGAAUCAUUGCGUAAAUUGUAAAUGCCAGUGUGAGCGGCGGGUUUUACUACGGUUCAUUAUCCUAGUAGAGUUAUUCGUAAUUUAUAUUAGUCAUGUAAUUGUCAUCUUUCUCUUUUCUAUUUGUACCGAUAAUGAGUGAUCCAGAAAUAUGAAAUAUAGUUUUUAGUAAAAAUUAUUGGGAGUUUUUAAUGACUGAAAAUUCCGUUGUGAAGUUCACGAAGUUAUAAUUUUUUUAGGAUUUUCAGGCUUGAGAAAUUGCGGUUUUUAUCUUCAGAGAAUAAUUAUUUCGCCCGGUUCUUCUUCCCAUCACAUUUUCCUUUGCAAUUCGCAGUUAAGGAUAGCCAAGUAUCUUUUACAGUUUCGCACAGACCAUAUGAUAGAUUCAACCAGAUUUAAUCGUCAAAUUUGUCAAUUAAAUUGCGUCAUUCAAAUUAAAUUUUUCAUUUUUUUAAAACACUUGUUUAAAAAAAUACAAUGCAAUAAGAAUAAUGCUACGAUUUUCUGCUUUUCCGUCAUAUUCCGUAUAUUUCCUUAAAAAUGAAAAUGAAUGGAUAAACUACUCAUCAUCCAUGGGUGUGAUUGCAGGGGGUGCGCAUUCACUGUGCUUCACACCGAAUGAGAAUUUCGGGGGAUUUCUUCUCGUGUUGUAAGUCGGGUAAUGCGCAGGGCCUGGACCAACGGCAUGACCGAAAGUUUUCGUCCGCGAUUUGAGGGAGAAUGCGGGGUAUUUUCGCUUCACGACGUCUGUGUUGAAGGCGUACGCUGCGGGACCAGGUCCCAGGGUUCUUUUUCUCAGAUCGUGCAGGCCAGUUCUGAAAACAUUGCACGAAAGAAAAACUGCGAAAUUCUUCAACAGAAUUUUUUCGCGAAUUCGAUAAGUUUUUUACUUGUAAUUAAUGAUAAAUAAAUAAAUAGUGAACAUAAAUACAUAGUGAACGCUCCAUAGGCUCUUUUAUCCGGUAUAUUAGGACCCAAACACGAAGGGACCAUGUACGCAUUAGGCGCAGGAAUGUCGGAUCUCAAUUUAUCGGUUAUUCUCCCUUUUAGGGAAUAGGCUGGAGGCCGAGGAGCAUGAUUCAUGGGGGGACAGCUCUCCGGACGAUAUCCGCAAGGCCCAGGCCCCAAAUCAUAUCCUGAAAAUUUGUAUUUAA
Molecule: messenger RNA, 4003 nt
Organism: Diachasma alloeum
Lineage: Eukaryota; Metazoa; Arthropoda; Insecta; Hymenoptera; Braconidae
Gene: Lnpk
Product: endoplasmic reticulum junction formation protein lunapark-B
Exons: 8
Coding region: 259-1476 (405 amino acids)
Biological process (GO): endoplasmic reticulum tubular network organization
Cellular component (GO): endoplasmic reticulum tubular network
Source: RefSeq, a predicted model, not a curated record